Messenger RNA from Cynoglossus semilaevis (tongue sole), 505 nucleotides. Its product is annotated as leucine-rich repeat-containing protein 17-like. The transcript has a single exon. The annotation marks the transcript as partial. Gene Ontology annotation, cellular component: plasma membrane. The record is from RefSeq and is a predicted model, not a curated record. NCBI's taxonomy places the organism in Eukaryota, Metazoa, Chordata, Actinopteri, Pleuronectiformes, Cynoglossidae. Gene Ontology annotation, molecular function: protein binding.
GUUUAGAUCUUGAGGGACAACAUGUUCUCAGCGUUCACACAACUGAAAAGCUUGGACCUCCAGCAGAACGACAUCUCCAUGAUGGAGGACGGAGCCUUCACGGGCCUCUCCAAGCUCACCACCCUGCUGCUGCAGCACAACGGACUAAGAACAGCCUCCGAGGACGUCCUGCUCCCUCUGCCCCGCCUCACCUACCUCCGUCUGUACGACAACCCCUGGAGCUGCCUCUGCUCAUUGGACAGCCUGAUCAGAAAGCUGCAGCUACCCAGCAACCGCAACCUGGGCAACUACGCCAAAUGUGCGGAACCUCAUUCACUGUCGGGCCAAAAACUGAAGAAAAUAAACGUGGAUGCGUUGUGUGAGGCCGACAGGAGGCCGGGGGACAAGGACGGUGGACGACCAAAGCUGCCCAUCAAGGUGAAGCCAGAGGCCACGUCCAUGUGUCACACCUACAUGUUCCCUAAACCUCUGCUGGACUGCAGCCACAAAGGUAAGAGGCCGUCUG